AUGGAUAUUAAUAAUAUCUUCAACAUCGGUCUUCGAAAUGGUAGACCAAUUGACAAAACAAAUCUGGAGGAACAGGAUCACCGUGACAACCAGGAUUUAGGUUUAGAGACAGCACCCGGUAUCUCUUCUAGUAACUAUGGUGAUGGGGGUCUGCGGAAGAAAGAAGCGAAAGGCAGCGACAUGGACUGUCGCAUGGUUACUAUUACACAAGGAUCUCAUAUGCUUCAGGAUGAGAUUCGGCUUCACGAAGCAGCAAAGAAAAACAACCCUGCCACCAUAAAGAAAAUGCUCGAGGAGAAAGUCGAUGUUAAUUCCAAAAAUAAUCUUGAUCGGACACCGCUUAUGUGGGCCGCUGCAAAAGGUCACAAUGAGAUUGUGUCGAUUCUUCUUGCUGCAGGCGCUGACAUGGAGGCCGAGGACAAAUACGCCAUGCGUCCUAUGCUAUGGGCAGCUUGGUUUGGUCAUAAAGACACCGUCAGAUUGUUUAUAAACGCAGGUGCGGACGCCAACGGUUACAACAAGCUUGGCUUGAAUGUAAUACACUGCGCAGCCAGUGGAAACAAUGUGGAACUCAUGGAACUUCUACAUGAACAGCUCGAGUCAUUUGAUAUCAACAAGGUGGAAAAGAAUGAAAUGACGUGUUUACAUUUAGCAGCGGCAAAUGGUCACGUUGAAAUGAUUGAAAAACUAAUUGAGCUUAGAGUAGACGUGGAAGCGAAAGAUAAGUUGGGGCAAACUGCCCUUCAUACCGCAGCAAAGGUCGGUGCAGUGGCUGCUAUUGAGGAACUCCUAAAGACAUCCAUUAAGAAAGAUGAGCCUGAUUUGGAAGGAAAGACUGCAUUGCACCUCGCGGCAGAAUGUGGCGACUCACACGCUGUUGACGUACUCCUUGCUUCAAAGUUAAACCCAAAUUGCAUAACAUCUAAAAUGAUGACCCCACUCCACUUGGCAGCCAUGAAGGGCCAUACUGAUGUUUGCGCAGCUCUUCUCAAGCGUGGUGCUGAUGCAGAUGCCAAAAACUAUCAAGGAAACACUGCUUUGCACCUUGCUGUAGUUGCCAACUAUCCACUCGUCGUUCAGACCCUCAUUGAUGGUGGAUGCGGGUUAGAUCUGCUAAAUCACAGACAGCAAACGGCCCUGCAUAUUGGCACCGAGAGUGGAUUGUCUGACAUAGUUGAUGUUUUGCUUUCCUCAGGUGUUGACCUGUUUAUAAAGGACAAGACUGGAAAAACAGCACUCUAUAUUGCAGCCAGAGGGAGCUAUAUUAAGAUAGUUGAUAUGAUAAUUAAAGCUGAACGUGGGUUUUCUAAAAAGAAAAAAGAAUUGAUACAGAAUAUUAAUAAAGGAUUUCCCAGUCAACCAUCCACAUCUUCGAAAGAUAAUUCCAGACAAGUAACUCCCAGUAUUGAUGAAUUAUGCUCCACGAGUGAUACACCCAAAUCCUCAAGAAGUUCAGCAUUUAUCCCUCAACAAUCUACGCCAACAUUAAAACUUAAAAGAAACGUCAGCUUUGAUGAUCUUGAUAAGGACCCCGAUGAAAGAAGCAUUGCACUCAGUCGUAUCUCGCAUAACACGGAUGAUAUUGGCCAGGACAGUGUAGACGAAGCUUCCACAAAUGAAAAUAAGGACAUUCCUGCAAGUUCUGAAAGUGGAUCAUGCAGUCUAUAUUACACAUCAGACCAUAACCCAAAUGAAGGAAACAACGGAACAGAUAAAUCUAUAGAGACUAGUGAUAUCUCAAAUGAAAAUGAUAAAUCCAAUGAUGUAAUAUGUUCUGAGAUUGUGCCUGAGGAUACUUUUAAACAUGUUAGUGAUGAGAGACUGUGUAAUAAUAACAAAUCAGAAGCAGCUGAAUCCGUGCUUGGCUGCGAUUCUACUGAACCGACAACAGAAACAGCAGUAAGUGAUGACGGGUUGACUGAAUUUGAUUCUGCAAUAGACCCCAAUGAACAACCCAGUGACCAGGUCACUGACUAUAUCUCAGAGAAACACCAGUUACGUAAACAAUUUUCAACGUGCAAUCAUGCAUCAUUUCACUACAUGAACGAUGUUUUAUGGAAGCUGGCUAAGAAACAACUACGGAAAGAUGAAUGGAGAAAAUUGGGGUCAUACUGGGAAUUCACUGACACGCAGAUUCUGGCAAUACAACACCAGUAUACAGGAGAACAGAGCUGGAAGGAACAUGGAUACAGAUUAAUGCUAAUUUGGCUAUACGGUAUUCCACCCGAGGAAAAUCCAAUGAAGUAUCUAUAUGAAGGACUUUGUGCAAUUAAAAGAAAUGACAUUGCAGAGAUGAUACGAAGGAAAGCCAACGCAGAUGCAGCUAAGGUAGCGACUGGAUCAAAGUGUACUGUCAUGUAGAAUAUAACAGACCGUCUGGAGAAAUGGGAGAUGAUACUUGUUUUUGACUGAGCACUAUCAUGCAGGGUUUCAUUAUGAGUCAAUCAAGAUUGACGUUAAGACAUGUCUGAGGGCAUCGACUUAGAUUACUCUUAGUGCAGAUGUAUUGUCGUCGUGUAUCAGACACACUUUAACACGUCUGAUUCUAGAUCGCACGCUACAAGUAUGGUACACUCCUCGAUUGAGCAAGGUUG
Owenia fusiformis is the source of this 2594-nucleotide messenger RNA. The record is from the annotation of a GenBank genome assembly. Lineage: Eukaryota; Metazoa; Annelida; Polychaeta; Sabellida; Oweniidae.